GCAAAAAGACCCACUGUUUUGUUUCUGUACUCCGUACAAACCAUGCAUUGACACCCUUGGGUAUCGAUCCAUCAACCGGUGGGGCGGAAAAGACAUGAUCGCUCUCCGAUGUUUCCACGCACUCAUCCUCAUUCCCUUGCUAGCCAAAGUUCCACUAUGUUGACGGAUUGGACGAUGUACAUAUCAUCAAUCUCGGCUCCCAUUCGAAAUUUGGAAGUGUCCACUGAAAGUCCUAGAAUCGUGCAUGAUACUCACAGUUCAACGGUUCAACUGGCUGCAAUGCUUGAUGAACCCCUGAGUUUCAUUUACUCAUACGUGGUAUUGUGCGGGUUCGAAUCUGCCAGUUUAUCCGUCCUUGCCAUCAACCAUGUGGUCGAGAACCGUGGUCUUUCCAUAUACAGUAACUGUUUACCUGGCAUGCAGAAAAAUGAUGCUGGAAAUCCCAACGAGACGGAUAUGAAUGUUUUGAAGCUCUUUGCGUCCAAUACAACCCUAACAUGCAAUCCACACCGAUGAGUGAUCUUGCCACUGCGGUUUAAUUUGUUCAAGGGUUGGCGGCGGUAUUCUGUAUGUGAAGCAAAUUUGGAAUUAGUU
This is a messenger RNA of Sclerotinia trifoliorum, 594 nucleotides long. The record is from the annotation of a GenBank genome assembly. NCBI's taxonomy places the organism in Eukaryota, Fungi, Ascomycota, Leotiomycetes, Helotiales, Sclerotiniaceae.